GUCAAACUUAACACGAAUUACAGAGAACCAAGACCAACACCAUUUCACCGGUAACUCUGAUUCCGAGAAUUUCGUGUGGAUUUGGGAGAGAGAAGUGCGUACACUUGACCAGUGACCCAGGCAAUAGAAGAAAGUAACUGCCCGACUGCUACGAUCAACAUUCCAAUCACUUUCUUUUGUCUUUUUUUUCGGUCACAGUUAAAAUAUUUUGGGUGUUAUAACCCUCGGCAAUUUCUUUUGACAUUUUACAUCAGAGCCGUAAAGAAUAUUUUUGUUGUUGUGAAACAACAAUCAAAUAUAUAUAUUUUUAUCACACAAAAUUAGGCAACUGGAAAUAUCUAAACAUAUUAUUAAAUAUAAUAUUUAUUAUUUUAGCAUAUAAUAUCUGGAUUCUUACUCUUUGAACAUCAAAGCUCUGAGAUCCGAAGAUGGACUUGCUGUUGAACAUGACGGAUUUCUACCCUUCCGUUAACGCCACUAACGGCUCCGGUUUGAACGACACAGAAGACUAUAACCAGUUCGUGCAGCCGGUGUGGCAGAUCGCUCUUUGGGCAGUCGCCUACUGCAGCAUGGUGUGCGUCUCCAUGAUCGGUAACCUGGUGGUCAUCUGGAUCAUCCUCGCGCACAAACGCAUGAGGACCGUGACCAACUACUUCCUGGUGAACCUAGCCUUUGCAGAGGCGUCCAUGUCUGCCUUCAACACAGUGAUAAACUUUGCCUACAGUGUCCAUAACGAGUGGUACUUUGGUCUGGGCUACUGUCGCUUCCAUAACUUCUUCCCCAUCGCAGCUGUCUUCGCCAGCAUAUACUCCAUGACCGCCAUAGCACUGGACAGAUACAUGGCUAUCAUCCACCCCUUGAGGCAGAGGUUGUCUUCGACAGAGACCCGUGUAGUGAUCGGAGUGAUCUGGGUGUUAGCUCUACUGUUGGCCUUCCCCCAGUACUUCUACUCAGCUACAGAACAGCUGCCUGGUAGGACUGUCUGCUACAUCCAAUGGCCCGACUACACCAACAACACAACCAUGGACUUCAAGAAGAUGUACUAUUUGUCUGUGGUGUUGCUUUACUAUUUCCUGCCGCUGUGCAUUAUGGGAUGUGCCUACCUGGUGGUGGGCUUGUCCCUGUGGGCGGGGACAAUCCCUGGAGACUCCACCCACCGCUACCGAGAACAGCUCAUCGCCAAACGCAAGGUAGUGAAGAUGAUGAUCGUGGUGGUGUGUACGUUUGCAGUGUGCUGGCUGCCGUACCACAUCUACUUCCUGCUCCAGCAGUUCCACCCUGACCCCAUGCAGCUAUUUGAGUGGCGCUACAUCCAGCAGGUCUACCUGGCUGUCAUGUGGUUGGCCAUGAGCUCCACCAUGUACAACCCUAUCAUCUACUGCUGUCUCAAUGACAGGUUCAGAGCAGGCUUUCAGCAGGUGUUCUGUUGGUGUCCGUGUGUUCCUGCAGGCUCCUACGAGGGACUGGAACUCAAGUCCACCAGCUACCUACAAACUCAGGUGAGUGUGUACCGAGCCAGCCGGACGGAGACCAGUGUGUCGACGGUUCUGCAGCCCACUGAGGAGGAGUGCUGUGGGGCCGAGCUGCCAGCUAGCACCCCUAUCAGCCAGACAACUCUGGAGCGUGACUCCAUGGCCUCACAAUCAGCCCCAAACACCCCCGACAGCCCUGUUUUUUUGCGGCCGACGCAUCAUGGAUUAGUAGCUCAAUAAACGCCUAACUGGACUGGUGUCUAAAACAUUUCUGCAGGUAUAUGUGCAUUAGUACGGUACCAACUAGUUCACCAAGAGGUAUUAAACAGGACUAGCGUUGAGAGCGCUUCUGUAGGCAGAUGUGGUUUUGGUGGACUACGACCUGCAGUUCUAUUAUUCUUGUCUAGUAUAUCUGACCAGGCCAAGUGGGGAACACAUUAAGGAUUCUUUCCAUCAUUCACAGUCCCUGUGUACCCCCUGCCUCACCCCCCCUGCAUUCCAGAACCAUAGGGCUGUGUUUGGAACACUCAGACCACCACGUCCCUCAGCAACAACAGCAGCCACGGGUCUCUCGCUAAGAAAACACUGAUGAUUGUGUGUGCGCAUGCGUGUGUGUGUGUGAACAGUGUCAGGCAGGGUGUGUGCCUGCCUGCAUUUGUUUCUUCGUGCAAGCACGUGUUGUGUGUGGGUUCGUUUGUGCAACCGUGCGUGUGUGUGGAUUUCUGCGAGGUGAUGUGUGCUGGCCCAGCACUUGUUGUCAGGGAUUGCUGCUCAGAGCCGACAAUGUGCGGAGCAGUACUCUGUCUGUCUGGUCAGAGCACAGAGCUCUGUGGCCAAAAGUAUGUGGACGCCUGCUCGUCGAACAUCUCAUUCCAAUAUCAUGGGCAUUAAUAUGGAGCUGUUCCCCCCUUUGCUGCUAUAAUAGCCUCUGCUCUUUUGGGAAGGCUUUCCACUAGAAGUUGAAACAUUGCUGUGGGGACUUGCUUCCAUUCAGCCACAAGAGCAUUAGUGAGGUCGGGCACUGAUGUUGGGAAAUUAGGCCUGGCUCGCAGUCGGAGCUCCGAUUCAUCCCAAAGGUGUUCGAUGGGGUUAGGGUCAGGGCUCUGUGCAUGCCAGUCAAGUUCUUUUCACACCGAUCUCGAUCACCAUUUCUGUAUGGACCUCGCUUUGUGCAGGGGGGCAUUUUCAUGCUAAAACAGGAAUAGGCCUUCCCCAAACUGUUGCCACAAAGUUGGAAGCACAGAAUCAUCUAGAAUGUCAUUGUAUGCUGUAGCGUUAAGAUUUCACAUCAUGGGAACUAAGGGGCCUAGUCCUAACCAUGAAUUAAAAAGCCCUGGACCAUAACUCCACUGUGGAUUUGUCCAUCAGACUGCCAGAUGCAAGACUCCUAGUCCAGGACCAUUUAAGAAUGGUCUUUGAAUGAGUAGGUAAUGGUCAACGAUGUUGAAUGCCUUGGAAAGGUCUAUAAAUAGGGGAACACAAUGUUUUUUAUGAUCUAGGCAAUUUAACACAUAAUCUAAAACAAGCAUGAAUUGAGAGUCAGGUGAACUACUGCUCUGUGGUCUGGGGAAAUGCAACAGCAAGUGACAUUAGGAGGCUGCAGAUUGCACAGAACAACGCAGCAAGGAUUGUUUUAAGGUUCUUAUGGUUCUUCUGUUGCAGUCAUGCGCAAUGCUCUUGGUUGGUCAUCAAUCAACAAGAUAAUUGAAAGGAACAUGUUUAUUUUAUUUCAUAAUAUACAUCAUUUAAAACGCCCAAGUUCUAUUCACAAACAGUAUUCAGUUGGUAAGAGACAGACCUUCAGUCAAUACUAGGAAUAAAUUGUCCAGACAGAAAAGGGAAAUGGGCAAAAUAACAUCAUUUAAAUAUAACACACAGGAAACACAUAGGAAAGUUGUGCUGGACUGUGGUCGAUGAAGAAUCAAUCUGUCUUUUUAGACUGUUAGAGUAUUUAUCUGGUCAAUAUGUCCGUGUAUUAUGUCUGUUUGUAACAGUGAAAAUGUGAUCGUAUUAUAAAUUGUAUUUUAAUGUUUAAGGACUCUUGGAAGAUUACUCCCAAUGAGGACUAAAAGAGAUCCUAAACGAAUCUACAUCUAAAACAAGCAUAGUGGCUGAAACAGUGCUGUGUUCCACAUCUAAAACCAGACCGGUGCAUAUUUACAAUAGAAUUAGAAGUUAAAAAACGUGGAGAUUUGGACGGUAAUUAUCUAAGUCAGAAGGAUCUCCCCCUUUAUGUAGGGGGAGGACGUGCCACUUUCCACAUUUUUUUGGGGAGAACAUCAGUAGCAAAUGCCAAGUUAAAAAUACAGGUUAAAGGUUCAACAACGAGUGGGGCAGAGAGCUGUAGUAAAAAGGGGUCAAGUGAAUCAGCCCCUGUGGAUAAAAAAAUCAAUAAUACAUCGUAGACAUCAAAUGGUUGAAAAUAAAAUAAAGUAUGUGAGUCUGUUAGAGCAUCGUUCUCUACAAUCUGUUCUGAGGUGACUAAAGGACUCCUUUUAGUGGGAGGAGAUUCAUUUUCAGACACUAUCCUUUCAAACAAGUGGGCAGCUGAAUCAAAAACGGUUAUUAAAAGUACUACACAUUUCAAUUUGGUCUAGUAUGGGACCAGAGGCUGUCAAAACCUGUUGAGGCAACGAGGAGAUGGAGUUUUGUUUCAAAGAUUUGACCACUUUCCAGAAAUGUUGCUGGAUUACUACCAGUUUCCGACACACAAUUCAAGAAGUAUGUCUAUUUAGCUUUUCUAACCAGAGAUAGACAUCUAUUUCUCAAAACUGUCUGAAACUCUGCCUAUCAGACUUCAGUCAGUCAGUCUAGCCUCAGCCCAAAGCUACAUUUCUUUCCUGUCAUUUCUCAAGGAUUAGAUUUAAACAGGGAAAUAAAACAACGAAGGGCCUGAUCCGAGUCAGUGAUAGUCGACAGCCAUUAAACAGAUGUGUGAGUAUAUGUCUAUGUUGUAAAAAACAAUAUUAUUAACUCCCACACCCAUGAUUUUACCUAUGCACAUUUCGUUUUUCGAUAGUUCACUGAAAAAUGUGGGUAAGUGUACUUAAACCCACCAAAAGCUAAGUUUAGACAUUUCUAACAUAUACUGCCCUCAUUUUUGUAAGAAAAGUGGAGAUAAAAUGAAAGGUGAAUCUCUUAUGUGAGGUUUUAUGAAUUUAAUGAGGCAAUACAAAUAUUUGAUAAAAUAUGUGAAAAGUCUGGACUGGGCUUAAUGGGUAUCGAGUGUUACAGGGGGUUCCAAAUAAUCUCACCUCUAAAAUAUUUAUAUAUAUUUUUUAAUUAACAAAUGUUUAAAACUUAGAAACUGAUGUGUAAAAUGUGAAUAUAUUUAACUCCCCUGAAGUUAUUAAAAUAAAUAUUAGUAUUCAUCGUGAAAGUUUCAUUUAUAACGGGGGGGGGGGUCCAAUCUUAUCCACAGAGAUCAAUGUGGACUUAUGCUUUUGUUCUUUGCAACCAGUACACACCUGAUUCAACUAAUCAACUAACCACAGACUUCAAUCAAGACACGAUUAGUUGAAUCAGGUGUGUUACUGCUUGGUUGGAACACAAACCUGCACCCACACCGGCACCUCUGUGUAUAAGAAGCGACGCUCAAAGACCAUAAAACUCACAAUUGUCAACGGGUUAUCUGAAAGCUGAAUAACAUUUAAUGUACUGCUAAACUUGUUAAUUAGUUCAACUUGUCUUCCUUAAGCCUGUCUGAAGACAGUUUCAAAUCUCCCUCUGAAGACAGUUUCAAAUCUCCCUCUGCUGUGUAUAAUUUUUUUUACAGGUGGUGGACCCAAAAACAGAAUCACCUGGAUGAAUGAAGGACAACAAUAUGCCCCCACCCAAACGUGAAUGAGUAGUCGCCCAAUAGUCAUCUUAUUGUCCCUCGUUUGUUUGAAUUUUUGUCCACCACUUGUAGUCAAUGUAUUUAUUAUCAUUUACAUUCUGUAUAGAGGGAGUGAUUUCUGUGCUACCUAAUCCUUUAAACCCACCUAAGAUAAAUGUCAUAUAAAAAAAAAAUUGUGUCUAUGCAAAACAAUGCACGGUUCAUUUAACAGUAAAAUAUGAGAAAAUGUAUUUAAAAAUGUAAGCUGUGAAUGUCUGAAAUGUAACAUCUUGUAGUUCACUAAGUUAUGUCGGAACAUUAAAUAGGAGAACAUCUUAGUUUUGAGUGGGCUUAAUGGGUAUGUGGGCUUAAUGGGUAUGUGGGCUUAAUAGGUAUGUGGGCUUAAUAGGUAUGUGGGCUUAAUAGGUAUGUGGGCUUAAUAGGUAUGUUGGCUUAAUAGGUAUGUGGGCUUAAUAGGUAUGUGGGCUUAAUAGGUAUGUGGGCUUAAUAGGUAUGUGGGCUUAAUAGGUAUGUGGGCUUAAUAGGUAUGUGGGCUUAAUAGGUAUGUGGGCUUAAUGGGUAUGUGGGCUUAAUGGGUAUGUGGGCUUAAUAGGUAUGUGGGCUUAAUAGGUAUGUGGGCUUAAUGGG
Messenger RNA from Oncorhynchus kisutch (coho salmon), 5937 nucleotides. RefSeq names its product substance-P receptor. The transcript is spliced from 7 exons. Gene Ontology annotation, biological process: positive regulation of flagellated sperm motility; G protein-coupled receptor signaling pathway. Gene Ontology annotation, cellular component: sperm midpiece; plasma membrane. The coding region runs from base 429 to 1712 and encodes 427 amino acids. The record is from RefSeq and is a predicted model, not a curated record. Gene Ontology annotation, molecular function: substance P receptor activity. Lineage: Eukaryota; Metazoa; Chordata; Actinopteri; Salmoniformes; Salmonidae.